Cooperia oncophora is the source of this 321-nucleotide messenger RNA. The record is from the annotation of a GenBank genome assembly. Lineage: Eukaryota; Metazoa; Nematoda; Chromadorea; Rhabditida; Trichostrongylidae.
AUGGGAAACUUAAAAAACUGCAGUUUUCAGGCAAAGGCUUCUCUGGAACCACAGCCGGCCACGCUGGAAAUAGACGCUCCAAUUGUAAUCUUUGGUGAUAUUCAUGGACAGCUUCAUGAUUUACUUCGAUUCUUCACUAUAGUCGGACCACCUCCACAAAACAAAAUACUCUUCCUAGGAGAUUACGUUGACAGAUGCAAAAAAUCGUUUGAGGUACCUACAUUUAUCGAUAAGCUUGAGAUAGAAAAAGCACAUGUGCUCAGUUACUUCGCUGAACAGUGCAAAAGGAAAGGACGGUGUUGUUCGGGAACUCACGAGUAA